AUGGCGAAUGCAUCUACGACUCCAAAUGACACCAAUACCGCAUAUCUUGAUCAUUUUACGUGCAAUAUAUGUUUGGAGGUGCUACAAGAACCUGUUCAAUGUGUGAAGAAUGAACAUUAUUUUUGCAAGAAAUGUAUAACCAAGCAUUUAACGCGAUCACAAACCUGCCCUGUUUGUCAAGAUGCACUUACUCCCGAAACACUUCGUCCUAUCCCGAGAACUGUGGCGAGUCUACUCGAGCAGUUUCAAUCUCCGAGAUGCAGGUAUGCCAGUCGUGGAUGUACGAGCGCAGUGAGACAUGAAGCUUUGUUGUCUCAUCGCGAAGAAUGCGGCUUCGCUCCUGUUCAAUGUUCGCACGAAGGAUGUGAAGCGACGGUAAACAGACAAGAUCUCGUCAGCCAUCAGCAAGCCUGUGAAUUUCGUUUGGUAACUUGUGAAGAUUGUCACGAGGCGAUGAGACAAACAGAAUAUAGAAAGCAUACUUGUGUCUUGCGAAAGGAAGUGGAUGAGAAUAAACGAGAAUUGGUUGAAGUUAAGAGAAUUUUGCGAGAAAUUCAAGACGAACAGGUGAGCACAUGAAGUGGCGAAUAUUUGGCGAAAUAUUUAUAAACCCGCAUGUUUGCCGCAGGGCUCGAAGUAGAGAAAAAAUAUGGCCUGCCAGUCUAAAUUUUUUUGGCAGGUGAAAUAAAUUUUAGCCCGCUAUUUUUAUUCUUUGAACUGCCAAUAUGGCGAUGUUUUUUACAUUAGUCUUGUAAAAAUCAAUGUUUUCAUGAUAUGCAAUUUUUAUUCUUUUUAGACUUGUCUUGAAUUGUUGUUAUCGCAUAUGAAAUGAAAUAUAUCUACAGAAUUUCACCUGCCAUUUUUUUUUUCACUUGGCUGUUCAAAUUUAUUUUUGCCUGCCAUUUCUAAAAUAUGGCCUGCUUUUGGCCAUUGGCAUUUGGCAGUCCGCUAUUUCGAGCCCUGAUAAUUGUUUGACGAAAUAUUUAUAAUAAACCGCGCGAGUCAUAGCACGAGCGGUAUUAUAAAUAAUAAUUCAUUAAUAAUUCGAGAAACAAGUGCAAAAACGUAUUGAUAUCAUUCUAAUAUAGUCAAUUUUACACGAGCAAUCAAUGUCAAUGAUUAGAAAGAUUGUAUUAAUGUAGUCAUGGGAGCACAGCCAUACGCGCCUUUGUCAAUUUUGAGAGUAAUUUCUGACAUUAAUUUUCAAUUCAUACCUGUGAAUAAUCUUUAUUUAUUCUUUUUCUUUAAUAUUUCAAUAUACUUAAUUAAAGAGCUCAUUUCAAAAUAAGAGCAAUAAAAAUAUAAAUUUUCCAGUUGUUAUUUAGAUUUUGUGUCAAUCGGCACGGUUUUUAACGAAUCAGAAGCGAGUAAAUUGACUAAAAUGAAAUUAAGUAAUUAACAAUAAAAUAUAAAUACUUGUCUCUAUAUUUUACAGCUUCGACAAGGCGUGGAAACCCAACGCUUGGCAAGUAGAAACCCAAGGCGACCUAGUGCAACGCAAGGGCAACAAAGCAACAACUUACUGCAGCCAGCAAGAGAAGUAAGACAGCCUAAUCCAACACGAGGACAACAAUGUGAUAAUAGUAAAGCCGAUUCCGCCUCCCCAAAUCUCUUCAGCCAAGUCAGUUCUAUGUCAAGUCCAAUUCAAAACCAAGCAACAGUCAACCGUCAGAUAUUUGUAGCUGGAGGAGACAACAAGUCAUACGAAAUCUUCGACUGGUCCACUCAGGAAUGGACUUUGUAUGAGGACACUUUAUUCUUCGACCAUGAGGACGGACUUUCUUUCGUUUACGACAACAAGGUUAUGAUUUGUGGUGGGAACAAAACGAACAGAGUGGAAUGUCUGGAUAUUGCCAGUGUUUCUUCAGAUGUGUUUCCUUUAUUGAUGCCCAGUCGUGGUAAAGGCAUUUUAUGUGGUGACAAAAUAUUGACUUUCAGCCGACAUUCUGUUUCAACAAUAUCCCUUAAAUCUCCAUUUGAAAUCACAAAUUUUGCUUCUUAUGCUUCCAAGAAAGGAAGAGAUCGUCCCCAUUGUGUCGCCUUUGUCAACGAAAAUGCAGUGGUCCUUGUUGGCGCGAAAUUAGGAGAUGAUGUCCUAAUGUAUAACCCGACAACGCAAGUGAUAAUGAAUCUAGCACCAUUGCCCUAUCAGUGGUCUGAUAUGGCUGCAGUCGUACAUGAUGGCAAUCUCAUAAUUCUGGGCGGUUGUAAACAGUAUGGAGAAAUUUCUAAUGAUGUUUUGAUGUAUAACAUUACAAAUCAAACCUGCCGCAAGUUGCCAAGCAUGUUGGAAAGAAGGUGAGCUGCUUUUACAUUAUUUUGUAUUGAAUAUGCAAUUACGAAUGAAUGCGUGUCCACAAUUAUAUCUGGCAGAUGAUUUUAUCAUUUUUAUGACUUUGUGUAUGCACUAAUACAGACUGCAGCCUGAUAACGCUUGAAAUCAAGGUCUAAAUUUUUAAAACAACAAAAUAUUUAGGGAGAACCCACACACCUUGUACCCGUUCACAUGUUUUCUGUUCAGCACUUUCCAGUGAGCCCAUGCAACGAUUUUAUUUGUCAGGUGAAAAUCCUAAUUAACCACGAGAUAAUUUAUAUUUUAGAUCACACUUUGCUGCAAUGAUUAUGGGAGAUAAAAUAAUUGCUAUUGGAGGAAGAACAUAUUCAAGUGAAAACCAUCACCAUCAAAUGUUUCACUGUCAAACACCUCUCAAUACAGUGGAGUACAUGGUACUGGGUGAAGACAGAUGGAAAAAACUACCAGCGAUGCACUGUCAAAGAGAGGAUGCAACAGCAUGUCUUCUGCCAUAA
This is a messenger RNA of Paramuricea clavata, 2808 nucleotides long. The record is from the annotation of a GenBank genome assembly. NCBI's taxonomy places the organism in Eukaryota, Metazoa, Cnidaria, Anthozoa, Malacalcyonacea, Plexauridae.